Molecule: messenger RNA, 957 nt
Organism: Dermatophagoides pteronyssinus (European house dust mite)
Lineage: Eukaryota; Metazoa; Arthropoda; Arachnida; Sarcoptiformes; Pyroglyphidae
Product: AN1-type zinc finger protein 1-like
Cellular component (GO): cytoplasm
Molecular function (GO): zinc ion binding
Source: RefSeq, a predicted model, not a curated record
UGUCAGCACAAUUCAUUUUUCAAGAAUUUUUUUUUUGUUUUGUUUUGUUUAAAUUGAAAAAAUAAGAAUUUUCAAAACUUUAUAAAUAAAAAUAUGGCUGAAUUACCAAAUUUAGGCCAACAUUGUUCCAUCUGUUCUAUGCUUGAUUAUUUGCCCAUCAAAUGUGUUCAUUGUAAUAACUAUUUCUGUAAAAUUCAUAGAAUUUCUCAUGGAUGUAUGACGGAUAAACAAUAUGAAUCGAAUGAAACAAUUUCAAAGGAUUCAAAAUCGAAUGAUUUUAUUAAAUGUCAUUUUUGUUCGAAUUCAGUACAGAUUACACAAUCAUCAAUUUGUAAUCAUUGUUUAAAUAGAUUUUGUCUUCAUCAUAGACAUCAAGUUGAUCAUAAAUGUUUGAAACUUGAUGAAACAUCAUUUCAAAAUGAAAAUGCUAAAUUAGAUUCAAAAAUGUCAAACAUAUUGGCCAAAAUUCGUUCGGAAUAUAAACCAGGUAUAACCGUUAAAAAUCGUGGAGCAAAAAAUAAUCCAUUAGCAUUGAAAGUAGCAUUAAUGAAAUUAAAAUCUCAAGGUAUUGGUUUUGAAUCCAUACCGAUGGAAGAACGAGAAUAUUUUUAUCUUUCAUUCAUUCCGAAUGAAAUAAGCUACAACCAGGAAUGUAAAGAAUUUCGUGAUAAACCAAUUUUUCUUUGCAAAGAAUGGUCAAUCGGUAAAUGUGUAGAUUGGUUAGCAAAGAAAUGGUCUUUGAUAAACAAAAAUAAUCAAUCGGAUAAACCAAAAUUAAUACUUACAAAUGAAGGAUUAUUAAUUAAUAAUCAAUCGAAAAAAUGUUGUGAAAAACAAAAUAAUAAUAAUUUUAUUUGUUUUUCACAUUCUAUAAAAGAUUUAUUAGCAAAUGAUGUCAUUUUUUCUACUGAUUUAUUGAUUUUAACUUAUAUGGAAAAUUAAAAACUUAAUUUUUAU